AUGCAGAAGAAGAAAGAUCCUUCUAAUUCAAGUAAACCUGAUAGCAAUGGUAAUUCUCCAAGACAAGCAUCAAUUACAACUCAAUGGUUUUCGUCAAAACCAUCAAAGAGGUACUUGUCCAAUGUGACUUCAAUCCAAGAUGGCUUAAAGAAAUUGUACACUCGAAAGUUGAAGCCAUUAGAAGUUACAUAUUGUUUUAAUGAUUUUGUAUCCCCAUUGUUGACGAACAGUGAUUUUGAUGCCAAGCCAAUGGUUAUGCUGUUGGGUCAGUAUUCCACUGGGAAAACAACCUUCAUUAAACACAUGCUUAAAUGCAGUUAUCCAGGCAAUUUACCUUCAUUUGCAGGAGCUCACAUUGGACCUGAACCUACGACUGACAGAUUUGUUGUUGUUAUGUCUGGAACUGAUGAAAGAAGUGUGCCAGGAAAUACCAUAGCCGUUCAUGCUGACAUGCCAUUCACUGGUCUCAACUCUUUUGGAACUGCAUUUUUGUCAAAGUUUGAGUGUUCUCAAAUGCCACAUCCCCUAUUGGAGCACAUAACAUUUGUAGAUACUCCAGGAGUAUUGUCAGGAGAAAAACAAAGAACACAAAGAGCCUAUGAUUUUACAGGUGUAACAGCAUGGUUUGCUGCAAAAUGUGAUCUUAUUCUUCUUCUGUUUGAUCCUCACAAGCUAGAUAUAAGUGAUGAAUUCAAGCGUGUUAUUUAUUCUUUGCGUGGUCACGACGACAAGAUUCGUGUCGUUUUGAACAAAGCCGACCAAGUUGAUACCCAACAAUUAAUGAGAAUUUAUGGAGCUUUAAUGUGGUCACUGGGGAAAGUCCUUAACACUCCUGAGGUUGUGCGUGUAUAUAUUGGAUCAUUCAAUGAGAAGCCUGUAAAUGAAGGUUUCACAGGUCCGAUAGGGAAAGCACUGUUCGAGAAAGAACAAGAAGACCUUCUUACUGACUUGAAAGACAUCCCAAAGAAGGCUUGUGAUCGUCGAAUAAAUGAGUUUGUGAAACGUGCUAGAGCUGCCAAGAUACAUGCUUAUAUCGUUGGUCAUCUUAAGAAGGAAAUGCCUACUUUUAUAGGGAAAGCUAAGACUCAACUGAGACUUACUGAUAAUUUGGAAGAAGAAUUUGUAAAAGUUCAAAGAGAUUAUCACUUACCUCCAGGGGAUUUCCCAGACGUGGAAAAUUUUAAGGAGGUACUAAGAGGUUACAGCUUUGACAGAUUUGAGAAGCUAAAGCCAAAAAUGAUACAAGAUGUUGAUGAAAUGUUGGGUUAUGACAUCCCAAAUUUGUUGAAGACAUUAAGGAAUCCUUAUGAUUAGUUAAUUUAAUUAAUGACGGCCCCAUACUAAUUGAUUCAUCAAAUCUUCACUCAAUUCUUUUUUUAAUCAACAAACAACAACAGAUAUCUCAGUUC
Gossypium raimondii (Peruvian cotton) is the source of this 1409-nucleotide messenger RNA. Its product is annotated as EH domain-containing protein 1. The record is from RefSeq and is a predicted model, not a curated record. The coding region runs from base 1 to 1314 and encodes 437 amino acids. Lineage: Eukaryota; Viridiplantae; Streptophyta; Magnoliopsida; Malvales; Malvaceae. Gene Ontology annotation, cellular component: intracellular membrane-bounded organelle; plasma membrane; cytoplasm. Gene Ontology annotation, biological process: endosomal transport; endocytosis. The transcript has 11 exons. Gene Ontology annotation, molecular function: GTP binding.